Messenger RNA from Psilocybe cubensis, 933 nucleotides. RefSeq lists its product as uncharacterized. NCBI's taxonomy places the organism in Eukaryota, Fungi, Basidiomycota, Agaricomycetes, Agaricales, Agrocybaceae. Bases 1 to 933 code for a protein of 310 amino acids. The transcript is spliced from 8 exons. The record is from RefSeq and is a predicted model, not a curated record.
AUGGCUAAACUACCCAUUCGUCAAAUUUCCUUUGACGAGCACAACCAUGAUGGAAGACUUGUUCAAGACCCAGCUAGUUGGGCCAUUGUUGAAGUUCCAGUGGCUUCAUUGGUUACCCAGGUUUGGGAAACCAUCAUUUGUUUCCCUGAAGAAGUUGAAUACCUUUGGAGGGUGGCUGAUGCCAGAGGAAAACUGGGGGGUGUAAAAGUACUAUACAUUUGUUCUCGAUAUUUAAUGCUGUUGGGUCAAGUGGCGAAUCAAGUGUUUUCCGUCAGGUUUUUUGGCUAUGCACCAAAAGAUCAAGCCCUGUGUAAGGAGGCAUUAAUCUCACAAGCCAUUUUUACUCAGUUGGGAAUCUUCUUGAUGGAGGCGGUCAUGAUGUUAAGAGUCUUUGCGCUUUAUAAUAAAAACCCCAGAAUCAAAUGUUUUUUGUUGGGUAUUUUUGCGACUUCAAUUGGGUUGGAAUUAUGCGGUAGUGGAGAUUUUAUCCGCAUUACUACAAGUGCGUCUGGAUGCACCCCUAAGGGUAUAAAGAACGUGAGUAUAUACUAUUUCUGUGCUGGUGUCAUGUUAGGGCAGAGCGUGCUCGUCGUAGCUAUGCUCAUUGGAUUAAUUUUAAGGCACCGCUCAGGGAAAUCACGAACACCGCUUGUGGCCAUGCUCCUGAAUCAGGGUCUGGCAACUUUUGUCCUCGUCUUUGCUCUUAUGUCCAGUAUGAUAAUUUCUAACCUUUUCCCUGAUCUUGUCGAGGGACUGCACAGCGGAUAUGCUGUGAUGUUGGGACGCUUCAUUGAUUUCCAGACUUGUCGACUCGUGCUUCAAAUGUGGAAACUAAGAAUAUCCGAAACCACUAUGGUCAGCCCACAAGGGGAAGAUUUCGAGCCGAGCAGCUCCAUAGUUCUAACAAGUGUUGUGCCCGAAUCCCAGUAUUAA